Molecule: messenger RNA, 4730 nt
Organism: Fomitiporia mediterranea MF3/22
Lineage: Eukaryota; Fungi; Basidiomycota; Agaricomycetes; Hymenochaetales; Hymenochaetaceae
Product: oxalate decarboxylase
Exons: 23
Coding region: 2006-3442 (478 amino acids)
Biological process (GO): oxalate metabolic process
Source: RefSeq, a predicted model, not a curated record
CGUUCUAUGGAUAUGAAUUGUGUGUAUUGUUGAAGGAACAUCACACUGGCGCCAACAAGACCCCGGGAGGGCAUAAAUGAAGAUGUUCAUGUGGUGAUGAAUACAGGAUACGACGAUAAUCAAUCUGUCAAGGUGCUUGGCACGGUUUCUACCGGCAUCCAGUAGAGUUAUGAGCAGAAUACACUUUACAUUUUAGCGGACCUGCGGCCCACUCCAAAAGGAUGUCAGCGAUAUGGGAGCUCUACCAUCGGCGGUGCCAAGACAUUGCGUCUACACACAAGCAUCCGAGAAUAGGUAGUUGCACAAUCCACUCUGAUGGUCUGAUAUUGCUACGCCAUUAUGGCGAAUAAACGUCGGGUACCCUGCAAUUACUCCCGCACUGUCAAGGUUUGCGACCAUGAAAGGCGGUGUUGAACUCGAUAUGGCAUUUAUGGACUCACAAACCUGCAUAACAUCGUAAAGGGUGGGGUGUCGACCGGAAAGAGUGGGAGAAAUGGCCCUAGUUAUUACAGUCGUUCUCACUUCACUUGUCAGUCGGACAUGCAUCCGACGAGAACCCCAGUCCAAGAGCUCAAAAGAAACACUUCCAUUUCUAUUUGUUCACCCCUACCACGGUCUCCCGGGGGUGAGCCUCGAUCUAUUUUUGUACGGCACACCAAUAUCUUCGGUAAAAUGUGAUGCGUAUUGACCGGACGAAGGCGGAGUUUGGUUCGCAAUUUCUUUUAAACCGUUUACGUUGAUGGUAUAUUGGCCAUACUAGCCGCCUCCAUGUGGAAGUCGAUUUUACUGCUCUGAUAUUUCCUACCAGUUAUUAUUGCUAUCUGUUCGCUGUAAUUACUAAUACUAUCUGGUAGGGUGCGGAGUGACUAGCGCAGAAGAACCGUUUACGGUCUCAGCGCCAAUUCGACCUUUGCGAUGAACUAAAAAAGAAUCCUUUUACUAUUUCCGAGUAAAACUUUCGGCACAAAACUAGUUAAGAGACAUAAGUAUUCAAUGGCGGCUGCUCGCAUCGGCCGCCGAGCUCCGUUCUGAAACAAGGCGACCGGGAACUUUCCACCAAAGGACCAAAACAAUGGUUGAAUCUCACAAGCUGUAAUUUGAAGUUACGGAUCCGCUUGAGCUGGAAUGGAUGCUUUAGUCGGUCAAAAAGGCCAGCACGACGAUUGCAAACGGAUGGUAUUAAAUCCGAAAGCGGCGAUUGAUUGUGAAGCGCACCUUUUUAAACGAAAGAAGCCUGAAGGAACUGGUUUCCGAUUGCGUCAGUGAACACGAGGGCACAUCCGACAGGACAUGCUUUAUUUUUAAUGAACACGGAUUUCAAUAUAUAUGUUUCGAAGCUAAGUUGAUGAGACACUUAGGAAUAGGGCUCAAAGUCUAUUUUUAUCCUCCCUCGGCCAGGUCCCGGUGCCGAUCGCGAAAUCCUCUCCUCUUUUGCACAAUCUAAGGUCCUCAGCGGGGUUCGUUAGUUAGAAAUCCGAGCGCUCUCGUUUACCCAUGAAAGCAUCCUUUGGACACGUUGGCUUUAGUCAUGGUUGUUUAAUUUCAUCCGCUGACAACUUCGUCUUCUGCGGUGUAUACUCAUGGAUCUCCCAAUCUGUUCGUUUACGCGAAGCAGCCUUGCUUCUAGCCUACGAAUGUAACCGUGCUUCGCUAUCGUCCGUUCAUGGAAGCGCAGAGAUCUGUGAUGGAAGCCCUUAACGUUAUGGAUCAUGCGGACCAUUGAUAUCAUGUAUCCGACGAGAGUACUCAAAGUUGGCGGACUUUGGAAGGGUACAUAGGAUGCCGUUAACCGCUUUGAUUAACAAAAGUGCCAUUUCUGAGACCAUUAUGAGAUGCACAUUCAUGGGGAACAACUCACUCUGCCCUAUGAGACAACACGGCUUAAUGCAGAUAUCGUUAAAUAAGCAAGCACACCAGGCCGUAUAUAAGACCCUCUGGUUCUGCGGCUGACGGUCGAAGGCAACCUUCAGACACUUUGCCCCGUAUCCGGACCUGAAGCCUUGUUAUGUUCGACACGCGUUUACUGUACUGCCUCAUAGUUGCGUCAGCGGCUAUUGCGGCCCCUGCCAUAAGCAGCAGUGAAACCGCUGUCUCCCCGUCCUCUGCAGUCUCGCCCAGUCCUUCCGUCUCUUCUAUCGCCACUUCUGCUAUUUCUACCGUACUCCCCUCGCCAUCGGUGUCCGAAUCUCCUGCAGGGCAUUCAUCUAGUGGCUCAGCUGUCUCAACCGCUCCGUCAGAAGCGCAGACUGUUGCCCCGGCCAGCGACAACCCGAAUACACAAGUUUUUCCACAGGAUACGAAUGAAACACCUGAGGCAGUCAAUGGACCCCUUGGAGCUACUAUUAUCUUCCCGGACAACACUGUUAUCGAUCAGCAAAACCCCGAUGCGCUUGCACCACCUUCGACCGACCAUGGUUCAGUAGGAAAUGCAAAGUGGCCUUUCGCCUUGAGUCAUAACCGGCUUCAAACAGGUGGUUGGGCUCGACAACAAAACCUGGAUGUAAUGCCUCUUGCCACUAACAUGGCAUCUGUCAACAUGCGCCUCGAAGCAGGCGCCGUUCGUGAACUUCAUUGGCAUAAGACAGCGGAAUGGGCUUACAUCCUAAAGGGAAGCACUAUGGUCACCGCAGUCAAUACUGAUGGACAGGUAUUUUCCGACACAGUGAAUCCAGGUGACCUCUGGUACUUUCCUGCAGGCAUUCCUCAUUCCCUUCAAGCAACCGACGAUGACCCUGACGGUACCGAGUUUCUCUUGGUAUUUGAUGAUGGUUCUUUUAGCGAAGACUCGACGUUCCUUUUGACGGACUGGACCGCCCACAUACCAAAGGAAGUUUUAGCGAAAAAUUUCAAGGUCAAUGUGUCUGCAUUCGAUCAUAUCCCAUCUCAGGAGUUAUACAUCUUCCCAGAUACUCCGCCUUCGAAAAAUGAGAAGUCACCCGCAAGCCCUGCAGGAACUGUCCCCAACCCUUUUACGUUCCACCUCUCGCAAGUUGCAGCAACUCCACUGGCAGGUGGUUCCUGGAAGGUCUUUGAUACGACUAACUUCCCUGUCGCGAACACUAUCGUCGGCGCCCUUGUCUCGGUUGAGCCCGGAGCAAUGAGAGAACUUCAUUGGCAUCCAACUCAACCUGAAUGGAGUUAUUUCAUUACUGGAACGGCCCGCAUGACCCUCUUCGCCGCUCAAUCCAACGCGCGCACAUUCGAUUAUCAGGCUGGCGAUAUUGGGUAUGUUCCGCCCUCUUUUGGGCAUUAUAUCGAGAACACAGGCAACACGACCCUUCAAUAUCUAGAGCUCUUCAACUCCGACCGGGUGGAAGAUAUCAGUUUAGCACAAUGGCUAGCACUCACUCCGCCUGACUUAGUCAAAGCUCAUCUUGACCUUGAUGAUGCAACGAUUGCCAGCUUAAACAAGACGAAACAGGUUGUCGUUGGCCCAUCCUAAUUACCUCCGCGGAUUUCUCGGUGUCGAGUAUAUGAAAGUAAUGACCCGAAGUGUCGAUUUUGAUGCCUCGUUCAUGAUUGUAAUGUAGUCGAAGUAUCCAGUCAAAAAUGAACGGGAAGUUCCAUUUGACGUUGUGAGAUUGCGCUCAACUUUUUCUCCCUUUCGAAAAAGAAAAAAGUCAUUCGAGUGAACUGUGUGAAUUCCUUUUAAAACGUCAAGUGAGUUCUGACGGGGAAUAGGAGAUAGGAGAUCUGAGAAAAAAAAUUGGAAGCAGGUAGCUACUGCAUCCGGUGACUCGCUUCGGUGAGCAUCGUAGUUGACCUAGGACACAGGCACUGGCGGCGCCCCACAUUUAGUCGGUCAAUCCGGCCUUCCCAUCGACUAGCGGAUAAUUCCCUAACAUUCGGUCAAGAGACGUAUUCAUCGGCACAUUGCAAUUGCCAAACAGCGGUUCGCGAAAACGCUGCGCCUUUCAUCGGUGUGAGCAAGCCGUUUUCGGAACACCGAAUGUGAACCGAACAUCUUGAAACAAUUGACCCCCUAAUAUUUUCCGCAUGCCGUCACCGGCUGAGCUCCGUGAUCGCACUCCAUCCGGGGAGCUACGACGGUCAACUUAGAUAACCUCCGACUCACGAUUGACACCUUCCCGCUGUCCCUGAAAGCUCCUGACCACACCUCGAAAUGCCGAUCGUAUUGUCGCGAAACCCCUCGCGCGCAAAUUUCCGCUUCCCGGGUGUAAGGUGGGUUCAACGCUCCCCUCAGUUGCUCCGAGCUUGCUCCAGACCAAUACACUACUGACAAGACUGUGCAUCUUUCUUUCAGAUGGGCUGCGAAGAUGCAGCUCCGCCAACAAUCAGGAAUAGACCAUACCACGAAUAGGAUAGAACCAGACUCGUUGGCAUUUUUAGCUGUUCCAAAUGCAUCUACGAUAAGCGAAGAUGUCUUCUGAAAGCUCUACAACAACACAAGGAGAGAAAGCAUAUGAUCAGUAUUCCGACCUAGGUAUGCAAGCAAAGUUCGCGGGCGCACGGUUAUAUCCUUCAAAUCUAUUUUCAUUCUACGAAGUCCACAAAUCUAUUCGGUCCAACACCCCAAGGUUCCCCAGAGGCAUGCAAAGUGUGAAUCGUCCGCCGACCGGCACAGAACAACCAAGGCUUCGGAACCAAUCGCAUGUGCACGAGAUGUAAUUGCUGACCAGACAUGACCGGAGAAGUAGGGCAGGGGAAGAGACACGAACGAUAGAGUCGCCAAAUUUUGACUGCUGAGUACCACAAUCGACCUUAAGCAA